AUGCCAAAUACAACAUACUUUUCCCCAAUGGUCAAUGUACCACACAUAAGACCGGAACAAACUUCCAAAGGAUCGUAUAUAACAGUCCAAGGACUACGAGCGUACACCAUUGGACCUCAAGGAAAAAAUGCUGUUAUAGUGGCACAUGAUAAGUUUGGCCUCACACCACAAAUGGAACAAAUUUGUGAUAUGAUUGCUAGUCAGGGUUACCGGGUUAUAAUGCCAUAUUUGUUUAAAGAUGAAUUUCCGUAUACUAGAGAGCGAGCAUUAAGAGAAAGUAGCAAACAAUGCUACGAAUGGUUCAUGAAUAUCGUAUCAUCUCCAUCAACAUUCGAUCACAUUCACAUAACGAUGAAGAAAAUCUUGACAUACCUCCAAAGCCAAGGUUUCGUUCAUUUUGGAGUAUUUGGCGCGGGCGGUGGCGGAAAAUUCGCCUCGAUUGCCGCUUCCAAAAGCGACUUAUUUAGUGCGGCUGUAUUUGUCCAUACCCCAUGGUUUUCGUUGGCAGAUCUAAAGGAUAUCAAGUGUCCUGUGGCAAUUCUCACCUCCGGAGACUUGGAGGACUUGGCGAGUAUUUUUUUUACCCCAUCCAUAAAUUCAUUGCAAAUGUCUCCAUCGUCUACAACCAAACACUUCCCUCGCGUGAUGCUACACAUGCGGUUCGCAGAAAUGAAAUACGGAUGGGUCGGCUCGUAUGGCGAAUGGACAAAUCCAUAUAUCGCCGAACGUACCACCGAAGCUCUUCGGAUUUCUGCCACCUUUUUUCGGGAACAUAUUGGACUAAAAAAAUUUUAA
Ambispora gerdemannii is the source of this 795-nucleotide messenger RNA. The record is from the annotation of a GenBank genome assembly. NCBI's taxonomy places the organism in Eukaryota, Fungi, Glomeromycota, Glomeromycetes, Archaeosporales, Ambisporaceae.